Messenger RNA from Penicillium mononematosum, 1551 nucleotides. It is a transcript of the gene fhdA, whose product is annotated as putative transcription factor Tos4. The coding region runs from base 1 to 1551 and encodes 516 amino acids. NCBI's taxonomy places the organism in Eukaryota, Fungi, Ascomycota, Eurotiomycetes, Eurotiales, Aspergillaceae. The record is from RefSeq and is a predicted model, not a curated record. Gene Ontology annotation, molecular function: protein binding. The transcript is spliced from 2 exons.
AUGGAGUCUUCUCCGUUGAAGAGCCGAGUUGGCUCGAUUUCAGGCGUGAAACGUCCUGCAGCUUUACUGCCUGCCUUUGAGCCGAGCUCGUCGCCCUCCCUUCCUCGGCCUCAAAAGCGUGUAGCACGCGAGCCCGAUGUCUCGACGUAUCCCACCCCGGUCCCGACCUCGUCAACCCAUAUCAUGUCCUCUUCGCCUCCUCCUCCUGGCGUCGCUACUUCCCGACCCCCUCUGCCACGGUCCUUCUCUGCUGCCCUCGAACGUGCGCCCUUGUCUGCCGUGCCCGCGAUUAUGUUACCGGAGAAUGGGGAGCCCAUUCUGAUGGGCAGAUCCAGUGUCUCGUGUCAUCACCAGCUUGCUGCUAGUCGGAUGAUCUCUCGUGUUCAUGUCAAGGCUACAUAUAAGCCGGCCCCAAACCCAUUCGAUCGGGACAGGGUUGAGAUCGUGUGCAUGGGAUGGAAUGGGAUAAAGAUUCACUGCCAGGGGAGGAAAUAUGACUUGGCCAAAGGCAAGACUUUUACCUCGGACAUCAAAGAUGCAGAUAUCAUGAUAGAUGUCCAUGAGGCUCGUGUUCUGGUCCAAUGGCCUCGCAGCGAACGAAGGGACUGCCCUUCUACGGACUCGGAACAGACCAGUGACGAAGCAACACCUACUCAGCGCCGCCAAGCCCGACGAGAGCUGCAGGAAAGUCCGCUCCUGGAUCGCCAGCGUCUGGCAUCGCCUAUCUCCCCUUCGCCUGCUGCUCAGCAUGCCAUCCCCCCAUCCUCGCCGAUUUUCACACCUUCUCGUUCUCGGGCUGCAGUAGUGGUGUUUGAAGAUGAACCAUCUCCACUGAAGCGUCACAACACCGUCACUGGAGUGACCUCUCAAAGUGCCCGUCGUGCUACUGCCAUGCUUCACAACUCGCGGGCGAGCGAGCUGAGUGAGCUGAGCCGAUCUGAAGACUUCUCUGACAAUGACGAAGAGAAUGACCCUAUCAUUCACUCAUUUGGACCAUUCGGAGAGAACAUUCUUCCUCGUAUGGCUUCUUUCCGGGCGGGUGAUUCCCCCGCUCAGACUGGUCGUUCUCCUCGCAGCCUGCUGCCCGCCCAACCGCUCCAGCCUACCCGGUCCCCUAGACAGCCAGCCACCAUCCAUGAGGACAAGGAAGUCGAGGCUCCCGAGGCCAAACCCCAGUACACCGACGAACGAUCCGAGAGAGCCCGCAACCACGCCGCCAAUCAGCUCGCCUUCUCCCGAUUGUCCUCCACGCCUUUCUCCACUAUCUUGAACAAUCUCCCUCCUGCAUACUGGAAGUCCGGCCACGAGUACUCGACCGGCCUCUCAAGGUCUGAUAUUCGCAAUAUUCUCGAAUCGACCAAGUUUAUUGGCAGAGUUGCCCGCGAAGGCAAGGAUGCUGCCGGCAAGCCACUUGAGAGUGAAUAUUACUACAUUCCCGACGAGGAUGACGAUGUUAUGCGGCGGUCUGCUGUGGUGGAUGAUCUUCGGAAGCCAGGCCUGCGCAACUGCCGGAAGCAGCACAAGCAAUACUUCUGGCGCAAGCCCAAAUGA